Diuraphis noxia (Russian wheat aphid) is the source of this 2431-nucleotide messenger RNA. RefSeq names its product nicotinic acetylcholine receptor alpha2 (gene nAChRalpha2). The record is from RefSeq and is a predicted model, not a curated record. Gene Ontology annotation, biological process: monoatomic ion transmembrane transport. Gene Ontology annotation, cellular component: postsynaptic membrane. Gene Ontology annotation, molecular function: acetylcholine-gated monoatomic cation-selective channel activity; transmembrane signaling receptor activity. Lineage: Eukaryota; Metazoa; Arthropoda; Insecta; Hemiptera; Aphididae.
UGCAAAACGACGUUCAAAAGCGUGCUUGAAGAAAAAAAAAACAAUCACGGCGUUAAUGACCCACACCCACAUACACAUCGCGAGAUAACGACGAUGACGAAGACGGGUCAUACGCGAUCUCAUCGGUCGGCCCGCUGCACCGCGCUGCACAAUUCUGACGGCAGCCGCCAGCGUGAGGGCUCGAAGGGGCGUGCGCGCGGCGCCUUAUAGAUCGGCGGGACAGAGCGCUCCGCGUCGUCCGCUCCGCUCGGCGCGCCCACCGCGGUCUCUCGUCACACAGUGUGCAGUACGCACAGCAUCCGCGACCCGUCGAGCCGUCGUCCACAGCGGCGCGGCAGAAUAACUCUAUGAUAUCGAUUCAGUCGACCGCCGCCGAGGAGAACGCGAUGCCGUCCGUCGACCCCGCCGCGGCCCACGACGGCGACAUUCGCCACAACAAUAACAACAACAACAACAACAACAACAGCAGCGACCAACACAACAAAAAGUUCCGGGGGCGACGCCGCCGCCGGGGUUGCGUGCAACUGACGUCGUCGCUGCCGCUGCUGCUUCUGUCCGCCGUCGGGUGCCUGUGCAACCCGGACGCCAAGCGGCUGUACGACGACCUGCUCAGCAACUACAACCGGCUCAUCCGGCCGGUCAGCAACAACACCGACACCGUUCUGGUCAAGCUGGGCCUCAGGCUGUCGCAGCUCAUCGAGUUGAAUCUCAAGGAUCAGAUUUUAACAACGAACGUAUGGUUAGAACAUGAAUGGGCAGACCAUAAAUUCAUUUGGGAACCACUGGAAUACGGAGGAGUCAAAGAGCUGUACGUGCCGUCCGAGCAUAUCUGGCUGCCAGACAUUGUCCUUUACAACAACGCUGACGGAGAGUACGUGGUCACUACCAUGACAAAGGCUGUGCUUCAUCACUCCGGUAAAGUAAUGUGGACACCACCAGCCAUCUUUAAAUCAUCGUGCGAAAUUGAUGUUCGCUAUUUCCCAUUUGAUCAGCAAACAUGUUUUAUGAAAUUUGGCUCAUGGUCAUACGACGGAAACCAGAUAAACCUCAAGCACAUAGGUCAGUUGGUGGGAACUAACAAAGUGGAUGUGGGCAUCGAUCUGUCAGCGUACUAUCCAAGCGUUGAAUGGGACAUUCUCGGCGUACCGGCGGAGAGACACGAAAAGUACUACUCGUGUUGCGCCGAACCAUAUAUCGACAUAUUCUUCAACAUAACCCUGAGGCGGAGGACUUUGUUUUACACCGUCAACCUGAUUGUGCCCUGCGUGGGCAUUUCUUACCUGUCGGUUCUGGUCUUCUACCUGCCCGCUGACUCCAAGGAGAAAAUUUCACUGUGCAUCACGAUACUCCUGUCCCAGACUAUGUUCUUCUUGCUCAUCUCCGAAAUCAUACCGUCGACGUCGCUGUCGUUGCCACUGCUCGGAAAAUACCUGUUGUUCACCAUGUUGCUGGUUGCCCUGUGUGUGGUCGUUACCAUCAUCAUCAUAAACAUACAUUACAGGCAACCGAGCACGCACAAGAUACCGUCGUGGAUGCGGACGGUGUUCAUCAGAGMACUACCGAAGAUGUUGCUCAUGAGGGUGCCCGAACAGCUCUUGGCAGAUUCAGCGAUGAAACAAAAACAGAUGAAGACGUGCAAAAAAUUAAACCUUAACUUGGCCAGGUUGAACGCGGCCAGCGUGGGCGCCACGCUGAAUGUUCCUCCAGCGCCAGUCGCUUCGCCGCCCGCCGGCCACCGUUCACCCACCGACUCACUGCGCCGGUACGUGGCGGCCGCCGGCCGGACCGGUUGCAAUGGGACGGCGGUGGCGGCUGGGGCGGCCAGCCGGCUAGUGAACGCGGCCGUGUCAUCCAUCGACGACACGCUCAACGAUGUGCCGGCCGCCAUCAGGAAGAAGUAUCCGUUCGAGCUGGAGAAAGCCAUUCACAACGUGAAAUUUAUUCAGCACCACUUGCAACGCCAGGACGAAUACAACACGGAAGAUCAAGACUGGGGUUUUGUGGCUAUGGUGCUUGACAGACUAUUCUUGUGGAUAUUCACAGUCGCUUCCAUUAUGGGUACAAUUCUCAUCCUAUGUGAGGCACCGGCACUCUACGAUGACACGAAACCAAUUGACCGGGACCUGUCGUUCAUCGCUAGAAAACAAUUUUCUCCAACGUCUGAUUUGGAAUAGUCCGUAUGACGUUAGAUUUUAAUUUUCCUUUGCAAGGGGAAAUUAUUGUGGUAUAAACUAAUACAGUUGAAGUGGAGGAGUUCGACAUUAAACGGUGGAUAAUUAUUUUGACGAGUCGUUAAUAUUAAUACAAAAUUAUUGUUGAAAUGUCUCAUAAGUUGCUGGCUAUGGAUUUUUUACCGUAAAAAUAUUUUGCACCAAUUAAAGUUAUCGGAAAAAUUAUAUUAUUAUAAUGAAUGGUGUUUAAAAAUUAAUCA